AUAAAACUUGGCUUUGGCCCUUCCAUUCUCUGUUCAAUAUAGUCUCAUUUUCCAUCUUCUUUUAAAAAUUCCGCGCCACGGCAGAGUCCAUUUUUGCCCUGCAAGUUUCGUCGACUCAGCAAUCUCCUCUUACCCACUCACCGAGUCGAGUCACACUCCUCGUUAGUCUAUCCAUAAACAUUUAACAGGUUUGAACUGUAAAAGGGGGGAAUUGCUGCAUCAGGCAUGGCCGACUUAUCGAGGGAGGAGAUUAGCAAUACACUUCGAGUACUUGUUGCUACGGAUUGCCAUUUGGGCUAUAUGGAGAAGGAUGAAGUACGGCGUCACGAUUCAUUCCAGGCAUUUGAAGAGAUAUGCUCAAUAGCUGUACAAAAGCAGGUGGAUUUUGUGCUUCUAGGUGGUGAUCUUUUCCAUGAGAAUAAGCCUUCAAGGACAACACUAGUUAAGGCCAUUGAGAUUCUUCGUCGUCACUGCCUCAAUGAUCGGCCAAUACAGUUCCAAGUUGUUAGUGACCAGACUGUGAAUUUUCCAAACACAUUUGGUCAUGUAAAUUAUGAAGAUCCACACUACAAUGUUGGCUUGCCUGUAUUCAGUAUUCAUGGAAACCAUGAUGAUCCUGCUGGAGUGGAUAACCUUUCCGCAGUUGAUAUUCUCUCAGCGUGCAAUCUUGUGAACUAUUUUGGGAAAAUGGUUCUUGGGGGUUCUGGUGUUGGUCAGAUCACCCUUAAUCCUAUUCUUAUUAAGAAGGGAUCGACAGCAGUAGCUUUGUAUGGUCUUGGUAAUAUCCGGGAUGAGAGGCUUAAUAGAAUGUUUCAGACUCCGCAUGCUGUACAAUGGAUGAGGCCUGAAUCUCAAGAGGGUUGUCAAGUGUCAGACUGGUUUAACAUUCUUGUGCUUCAUCAAAACAGAGUAAAGACAAACCCUAAAAAUGCAAUCAAUGAACACUUUUUGCCACGCUUCCUAGACUUCAUUGUUUGGGGCCACGAACAUGAAUGUCUUGUCGACCCUCAGGAGGUCCCAGGAAUGGGAUUUCACAUUACACAACCUGGUUCGUCAGUUGCCACAUCACUGAUUGAUGGAGAAUCAAAGCCAAAACACGUGCUUCUGUUAGAGAUCAAGGGGAAUCAAUAUCGUCCGACCAAGAUACCCUUGACAUCAGUGAGACCUUUCGAGUAUACAGAGGUUGUAUUGAAGGACGAAUCUGAUAUUGAUCCCAAUGAUCAAAAUUCUAUUCUUGAACACUUGGAUGCAGUGGUUAGAAAUCUGAUAGAAAAAUCCAGGAAAAAGGCUGCUAAUAGCUUGGAGUUUAUACUUCCACUAAUCCGAAUAAAGGUAGACUACUCUGGAUUUAUGACAAUAAAUCCUCAAAGAUUUGGUCAGAAGUAUGUAGGAAAGGUUGCAAAUCCUCAAGACAUCCUUAUAUUUUCAAAGGCUUCAAAAAGGGGUCAAGGUGGUGCUAAAAUUGGUGAUUCUGACCGACUUCGCCCAGAAGAGCUUAAUCAACAAAACAUAGAGGCUUUAGUUGCCGAAAAUAAUCUGAAAAUGGAGAUUCUUCCCGUCGAUGACUUGGAUGUUGCAUUACACAAUUUUGUUAAUAAGGAUGACAAAAUGGCUUUCUACUCUUGCCUGCUGUACAAUCUUGAGGAAACACGAAAUAAAAUUGCCAGGGAUUCUGAUAUCCUGAAAUUUGAAGAGGAAGAUUUAAUUCUAAAAGUUGGUGAAUGCAUGGAGGAGCGUGUCAAGGAGAGGUCUACACGCCCCAAGGAUAGUGCACAGCUCACCUCAGAUUUACAAUCCUCGGAGGAUUUUAGAAGUAAAAGUGGUGCAGGAGCUGGAAGCACUGUUUCCUUUAGUGAUGAUGAAGACACAACACAGUUAUCUGGUAUAAAGCAUACAGCAAGAGGUCGGAAGGGGUCUUCUAGCCUAUCUGGUGUUGCUUCUGAACUGGAUAUAGGGAAAACCUCCACAAGAGGAAAGGGUAGGGGUAGGGGUAGGGGAAGGGGUAGGGCUUCCAGUAACUUGAAGCAGACAACUCUUGAUGCAACUCUUGGAUUUCGCCAAUCUCAGAGAUCUGCCUCAGCUGCUGCAACUGCUGCAGUUCAAAAUAUUGUCGUUGAUGAGACUAAUGUGGAUUCUGCCUCAAGUGAAGAUGUGGGGAAACUUGAUGUUGAUGAGAUUGAUGAAAGUUCGGAAAAUGAAGAUGUCCAAGGAAAAGGACGCAAAAGGGCUGCUCCAAGAGGAAGAGGCAGAGGUUCUUCACAAUCCUCUAAGCGGGGAAAGAAAUCAGAAAACUCUGCAUUGCAUCGAAUGCUUAUGAGCAAGGAUGACGACGACGACGAAGAGGAUAAUGUUGCAAAGAGAUUUAACAAGUCUCAACCUCGGGUAACAAGAAAUUACGGGGCUCUAAGACGGUAACUGGUGUUUAGGUGCACCAUACCUACAUGACCUUGUACAAAAUGGUUGUAGGAACACAGCAAGAAGAAAAUCUAUGAACACCCCAUGCUUUCCCAAGGCUUGUGCUCAAAUUUUUGUACAACCUUGUGCAGCUGAAACUUUUGGUAUAGUUUUUAUAAUGGUAGUCGUUAGAGAUCUUAUUUAAAUAGCGAGACAAAUUGGUAUGUCUGAGCUUUGGUUUUCAAGUUCAACUGUCUUAAUGACCCGCUAAUUAUGAGUAAUGCCAUACCUUAUGACAAAUAAUCUUGAAGAAAAAUAACUUGAUUAACUUAGCAUUAUAUUACUUGUUAAUUUUAACUGCCAUCUAAAAUACAUUACGAUAUGAAGUUAGAUUUCAAAAUAUAUUGUGAUAUUUAUUUA
Messenger RNA from Humulus lupulus (European hop), 2814 nucleotides. Its product is annotated as double-strand break repair protein MRE11. Gene Ontology annotation, biological process: double-strand break repair via nonhomologous end joining; telomere maintenance; mitochondrial double-strand break repair via homologous recombination. NCBI's taxonomy places the organism in Eukaryota, Viridiplantae, Streptophyta, Magnoliopsida, Rosales, Cannabaceae. The transcript is spliced from 23 exons. Gene Ontology annotation, molecular function: DNA endonuclease activity; manganese ion binding; 3'-5'-DNA exonuclease activity. Gene Ontology annotation, cellular component: nucleus; Mre11 complex. The record is from RefSeq and is a predicted model, not a curated record. Bases 226 to 2415 code for a protein of 729 amino acids.